Molecule: messenger RNA, 1069 nt
Organism: Hibiscus syriacus
Lineage: Eukaryota; Viridiplantae; Streptophyta; Magnoliopsida; Malvales; Malvaceae
Product: NDR1/HIN1-like protein 13
Exons: 2
Coding region: 228-1013 (261 amino acids)
Cellular component (GO): plasma membrane
Source: RefSeq, a predicted model, not a curated record
UCGACCUAAAUAGAAAAUGAAUCAAACGAAAAGCUUUUGGCCAAAAAAAAAAAAGAGAGAAAGAAAUGCGUUGUGUUUACCAAAUAGAAACAUUCAAUCUCAACGUAAAACCAACCACUCAACUUCAAAGAAAAAACCUCCUCCCAUGCAUGCCCUAAAUUACUCCUCACCCUUGUUUUUUCUCACCUUUGUCACCUCCACCAUUUCUUUCGCACCCCAUCUCUCCCAUGGAGGAUGAGCGGGUCGUCGCCGGUACCCGGUUGCUGUCGUCGACACCCCACACCACCACUAAUCUCAUGAAUUUGCCUCCCCCUCCAGGCCACCCCUUAGCCACCUACGUCGUCCAAGUCCCUAAAGACCAAAUCUACCGCGUCCCGCCGCCCGAGAACGCCGGCAUCGUCGAACGCCACCGCAAGGCGGCUAAGGCCGGAGGCAAGAAAAGCAAAUGGAACUGCUCCACCUUCUUGAUAUGGUUCCUGAUUGUUUUUCUCCUCUUAUGUGUUAUCGUUGGCGGAACCCUAACGGUGAUUCACUUCAUUUUCACCCCCGUAGCCCCCAGUUUCUCCGUCACAAAGCUCCAUGUUAAGCAACGGAAACAAGGCAGCCCACCUACGUAUCAUGUUACGCUGAAAGCCAAGAAUAUGAACGAAAAGAUGGGGAUCGAAUACAAAUCAGAUGAAGACGGCGGGAGUCUUAUUUUCUGGACGAAAACCCUCGGAUUCGGAAACUUUCCCGGCCUCAAACAAAACGUCGGCGAUUCGGGCAACGUCAAUAUUAAAAUCCAAGGCUUGAAAGGGAAACAGGUGCCGACUAUGGUUCAGAAGAGCAUCAGCGACAAAAAGACGAAACGCCAAAUUUCUUUGAAGCUGAAACUCGAAUGUCCGUUAGAGUUUAACGUUUGGAUCUUAAAGCUUUGGAAGAAAGACUUGGAUGUCAACUGUGACUUUAGGGUGAGCACCAUGGCACAAGGAACCAAAAUUUUGUCCCAAAAGUGUAAGACCAAAUUGUCUUAAAGAUUGAUGCACAAGGUUCGGCCAACGACCUCUUGAGAUCUCUCCAUGCUAAUGUU